This is a messenger RNA of Quercus lobata, 1746 nucleotides long. RefSeq lists its product as uncharacterized. The transcript has 3 exons. The record is from RefSeq and is a predicted model, not a curated record. NCBI's taxonomy places the organism in Eukaryota, Viridiplantae, Streptophyta, Magnoliopsida, Fagales, Fagaceae. The coding region runs from base 64 to 1527 and encodes 487 amino acids.
UUCGCUUAAAGCAUUCUUCAUUUGAAUUCACCCGUUUACAAUAUUCCAUCCUUCACAUUCACAAUGUCUUCUACAAUUUCUUCCAACUUGAGCACCAUUCAACAAAAUCCCACCCCUUUAUCUCUUGGAACUCUAUGCAAGUCUCUAGCUAUUUCAGGCCUAAUCUUGUUUUUGUUCUACACUUUCUUGUUUAACCCUCCUAAUUACCAACCUUCUGACCUCUUAUCAACCAUAAAUCAAAAAUGGCCAACCUCAAGCCCCAUUAUUAGUACUAAUUCUACCAAAACCAAUAUUAGUCACAUUGUUUUUGGCAUAGUUGGUUCAAUGAACACAUGGAGUAAAAAAAAAUCAUACAUUGAGGCAUGGUGGAGACCGAAUGUGACAAGGGGAUAUCUUUUUCUAGAUAGACCUCCCACAGAGGAGUUCCAACCUUGGCCUUCAACUUCACCUCCUUUUCGUAUCAACGAAGAUAUCACCAAAUUGAAAGUGUUCCCAAAAAUAUCAAGGCCGAUUCAAGUCCGAAUUGUACGUACAAUAAUGGAAACAUUUAGACAAGGAGACAAAGAUGUGAGAUGGUACGUAAUGGGAGAUGAUGAUACAGUACUUAUGGUUGAUAAUUUGGUUGAGGUACUAGCAAAGUAUGACCAUACUAAAUCCUACUAUAUUGGGUCCAAUUCAGACUGUGUCAAGUCCAACUUUGAUUUCUCUUUUAAUAUGGCAUUUGGGGGAGCUGGGUAUGCUUUGAGUUACCCUCUAGCAGAAGCAUUGGCAACAAAGUUAGACGAUUGUAUAGAGAGAUAUCCAGACAUGUAUGUCAGUGAUUUUUUGUUACACUCAUGUUUGGCUGAUUUAGGAGUUGCUCUAACUCAGAACAAAGGGUUUCACCAGAUUGAUCUACAUAAUGACAUCUCAGGUCUUCUAUCAGCUCAUCCUCAGACUCCUUUCCUCUCUCUCCACCACAUUGACACCAUAGAUCCAAUCUUUCCCUCCAUGGACCGUUCUGAAUCCAUAAACCACCUCAUGAAGGCUGCAAAAAUAGACCAAUCCCGCCUUCUUCAACAAACCAUAUGCUACCACAGACAAAACAACUGGUCUCUUUCUAUCUCAUGGGGCUACUCAACUUAUAUUUAUGAAAAUAUAAUUCCUCGGAGCAUUUUAUGGAGACCCCUUGAGACAUUUAGGCCAUGGGUGGCAGAAUGGACACCACCACUCUACAUGUUCAAUACUAGGUGGCCUUCCGACAAUCCUUGUGACGCUCCUCACUUGUUUUUCUUUGAUUCUAUAGAGCAUGUAGAAGGAGACCAAAUUGUUACAACGUAUGUUAGAGCACGGCCUCGUGGUUUACUAACUUGUUCAUUUGCUGGAAAUCAUUCUGCUGAUCCCAUAACUAAAAUUAAAGUGUUUUCACCAGCAUCAACACGCUUGGAGGGUAGAGGAAGAGACUGCUGUGACAUUGAAUAUAUGGAUGGAGCAAAUGUUACGGAAGUCAAGUAUCGAGCUUGCAUGAAGUAUGAAGUAAUUGCCUAACUGUAGAAGUCCAUUUGAUGUUACAGUCAAGAAAUUACUAUUUUAAGUAAUUGCCUGAAUGUAACAUCAAAUGGACUUCUACACUUUAUUUAAUAAAUAGGGUAAACACAACUACACACAUCUUGUUACCAACAAGUUUUUAGAGAGGGUGUGUAUAAUAAACACCACCUUAAUAAACAAUAUAGAUGCAUUAAUAAGUCAUGUGAAUCAUAGUAUAAG